Colletotrichum truncatum is the source of this 2619-nucleotide messenger RNA. Its product is annotated as osomolarity two-component response regulator ssk1. NCBI's taxonomy places the organism in Eukaryota, Fungi, Ascomycota, Sordariomycetes, Glomerellales, Glomerellaceae. Gene Ontology annotation, molecular function: protein kinase activator activity; phosphorelay response regulator activity. Gene Ontology annotation, biological process: osmosensory signaling via phosphorelay pathway. The record is from RefSeq and is a predicted model, not a curated record.
AUGGGUGCAGCUGGCGACAUUAGAGCUCGUCUGCGGGCAAAAUUUUCCAGAAGAAACUCGGCUGCCCCAUCUCUGGCAUCGACCAACGGCGAUGCCCACAGCUCGCAGCCCGACGCUACCAGUCUCACGCGGCAAUCCUCGGCAGCUGCAACGGCCUCCAGCUCCCAAAACCACAACCUGCACCAGCCCCAUCACCAGCCUCAGCCCCAGUCACAGCCGCAAACCCCAUGCCCCAGCAGCCCUGAACCAGGCGUUGACCACCUAUCGCAGCAGAGAUUGCAGGCAAUUACGGUUACCCGUGCCGAUGUACCCCAUGACCAGGACAAUCAUGAGGAACUACCACCGUCACCAUCGCCGCAUCGGCAAUCAGAACAGCAGCAGCAGCAGCCAUGCUAUGGCGACCAAAGCAGCCCCAGCAAUGACAGCCGCGCACCUUGCAGCAACACUUUUUUUGUAACGGACGAUUCCACCGGAACUACUCAUGGACAUCGACCUGGAAACCCUAGAGUUGACCCAGACAUGGAAACGGACGCCCACAAGCCACACCCCAACGCUGACUCGGCGUCUUCAGUGCCGCCUGCCACGCCUGACCAACGCUUGGCUAGCGAGCUUGAAGCGUCGGGAAACGAUCUGCAUUCUUCUACAACUACCACGACCGCUGCCAAUAGCAACCUCCCAAGUAUCAACGAAGACCAAACUUUGCCCGCUGGAGCGUUAUCGCAGCUUUCCGCUCCCACCAGGAAGGAGCAAGACUUGCAGUCGUCGCAAUUAGUACCGCAACAGCUGCCACCGAAAUUUGGCGCGACCCCUACUGUCGUCCUCGAGGCCGAUCUUGCUCAUCGCCGCGACCUCGAGCAUCUUGAUCCCCUUAAUCAUGCUAUCGGUACCCCGACGCCUCUUGCAUCCAACUUGAUACCGAUUUCUCCUUUGUCGCCUCGUCCAGACGGCCCUCCCCGUCGACAGAGCCUCCUCCCAAACCGCCAAACAACCCUAAUUCGCACCUUGCUCGACGCAGCGCAAGCGAACCACGAAGUCGACUCUUCCAUCGCCGAGUCGCUGCUUCCCAUCAACGGAAACAUGGUCACUCGAAAAGUUUGGGUUAGGCGCCCCGGUGCCUCUCCUACGCUUAUUACCAUCAAUGAGGAUGAUCUGGUCGAUGACGUGCGCGACUUCAUUCUGCGAAAAUACGCCAACUCGCUUGGUCGGCAUUUUGACUCCCCCGACCUCACCUUACGCAUCUGCCCACGGGAGCAGAGGCAGGAUCGUCUUCUUGGUCCAGAGGAGCCGAUGGGUCGUACUCUUGAUGCAUACUUUCCCGGUGGUCAGACCGUUGACGAGGCACUGGUCAUCGACAUACCCAGUCGACGUACCCCAAGACCAUCCCCUCGCGCCCCGCCACAUGCAACCACUGUCUAUUAUACUGAAGACGGCAGACCAUCCGAGGCUGGCGAGGGCUAUUUCCCUCCUGUCGGAGCUCUCCCGUCGCCCAAUCUACCCGUUCCUGUUAUUCCUCCUGUCAACACCGUUCCUGUACAUCCCGUCCAUACUGCGCAUGCACACAUGCCCCAUGCGCACUCGAUAGCUGUACUUGGCACCGGCCAAAUACCCCCUAUACCCUCCCCAGGAGGCACGCGGUCCCGUGCAUACAGAGAACGACCGGAACGGCCGCGCUUAGGAAGAACUCAUACGUCGUCACCCACAAUACUGAACACUGCCAAUGCCCAGUCGAUGGCGGCUGCUGCUGCUACCACCAGCCACCCCUCUCACUCAUUUCAUCCCAGGCUCCCGCCCUCAAGGACACACUCAAAUACAUCAGAGCCGUCGGUUAUUCCACCGGCAGCUCCACCGCUGCCGACACCUCCAGCUCCAGAAGUCCAACAGGUGCAGAGAGUGGCAACUCCUCCACCAAGGGUAGCGUCCCCACGUCCGGCAAGCUCUCGGCCCAAAAAGACCAAGAAAAACAUGGACCAUCCAACACUGCCAGCCGGUAUACUGAAUGGCGGAGUGCCUCCCAUUAACGUUUUGAUCGUAGAAGACAACCCAAUCAACCUCAAGCUGCUGGAAGCGUUUGUCAAGCGCCUGAAAGUGAGAUGGAAGACAGCUAUCAAUGGCCGCGAUGCUGUUUCCAUGUGGAGAACGGGUGGGUUUCAUCUCGUCCUGAUGGAUAUUCAACUUCCUGUCAUGAAUGGGUUAGAUGCUACCAGAGAAAUUCGGAGGCUGGAGCGUGUCAACUCAAUAGGUGUUUUCUCCUCGUCAGCAUCCAGUGUACCGGAGUUGACGAGCGGUGAACUGGAAGAGAAAGAUCGGUUGCACAACAUGGAGUUAUUCAAAAGUCCUGUCAUCAUAGUUGCUUUGACUGCCAGCUCCCUUCAGAGUGACAGACAUGAAGCACUGGCUGCUGGCUGCAAUGAUUUUCUCACCAAGCCAGUCAACUUCGUUUGGCUGGAAAGGAAAGUCAUGGAGUGGGGUUGCAUGCAAGCCUUGAUCGACUUUGACGGCUGGAGGAGGUGGAAGGACUUCUCUCAACAAAACGACGAGACCGACGCAGCUAAGAAAUCUGCUACCCUGAAAACGAAAGCGAAGAAGAACCGUCUUUCGAUGACUUCUGUUCCAGCAUGA